GAAUGGAGAUGACGGGCAUGGCCGCCUCGGUUCGCUUGGUGCAGAUCGAGAACGCUUCGCUCCGGUGGCAGAUCCUGCCCUGCGCCAACUGAAUCGGAGGCGGAGAGCAACGACCUCAAUCGCCCGCACUGUCCAAUCUGCCCAAUCCCGUCGGUCGAAGUUCAAGUCACGAAAACCUCUUUGGUUUGAGGGAUAAGGUUGCAAGUGUCAACUCUCUCUAGACCCAAGAUUAAGAGGUGGAUAACCUCUCUCUCUACCUGGCAUAUUACAUGAUCCUCGCUGCUACCACAAAUAAUUUAUGACCAAAUCAACUUCCUGGCUCCAGAGAUAACAACUUAAAACCUUUUCCAACAUUUGGUAAGUCAGAAGAGGUUAAGGUGAUGCUUGUGGUCCAGUGCAAAUCUCUCUGGUGGAGAACAUCUGGAGGUAGCAGCUUCAAGAAACAACAGCAAGUCACAUUUAAAGGAGGAAUAGCAGGUGAUUCUUGUUCAUAGCUAUUACAGAUGUUAGAGCAGCAGUUUCCUCUUUUCAAAUGGUGAAUAAUAGAAGCUCUUUUUCUGCUUAAUUCUACAACAAUUUUAGGGCACUGUCAAUUGGAGGCAAUCAAACUCAGUUCAAUGGCUCGAUCAUUGCUGAUAACGGAAGAGGUUGUGGUGAAGGCUGUGAAGUGAAUGACAAUUAGCAUCUCUCUGCUAAGGUAUGGGUCCACCAUGGAUGAACCGUUGAGAUGGGAAUUGUAGGAUUUUAUUUACCCUGCAUGAAUUGGAGAGCAUCUGCCACGGAGUAGAUUCUUCUCAUUCCGUCUCGCUCCUCUCUUUCCCUCGGUUCUCCUCCCCAUGCCUCCCUCCCUCCAAAAUGACGUCGCCGCCUCCAGCUUCUCUCUCCGCCACCCCUCUCCGCUUCCACCUUCUCGCCUCUACAAUUCAACUUUCCUUUCCACCCAAGUGCCGUCCGGUUGCAGCCCGCAACCUCUCCAUCCGUCGGCGCUUUCGAUCCUCCUGCGCUUUUGCCUCCCAUUCUCCUCCGCCCUCUGCCGCUAGCCAGGCGUCCAGGUUGCAGCGAUGGGACACGCUCACUGCCAGGUUCGCCGGGGCGUCCAACCUCCCUUUCCUCCUCAUCCAGCUUCCCCAGAUCCUCCUCAACUACCGCAACCUCGUCUCCGGCAACAAGGCCGCCCUUCUCGCCGUCCCCUGGCUCGGGAUGCUGACGGGACUUCUCGGCAACAUGACCUUGUUGUCCUACUUCGCCAAGAAGAAGGAGGUGGAGGCGAUCGUGGUUCAGACGCUUGGCGUGGUGUCGAUCUAUGUCGUCCUGGGGCAGCUUGCGAUGGCCGAAGCCAUGAGCCUUCCGUACUUCGCUGCCAUAUCAGUGCUCGUAGUGUCCGGUCUCGUCUUGAACUUUGUGAACUACUUUGGCUGGCUUCAUGAGGGGUUGUGGCAACUUUGGGAAGACUUCAUUACGGUGGCUGGGAUCUCUGUUCUGCCUCAGGUGAUGUGGUCGACGUUUGUUCCAUUCAUUCCAAAAAGCAUCUUGCCAGGAACAAUAUGUUGCAUUAUAGCAGUAGGGGCUAUCAUUUUGGCACGUCUGGGAAAACUUUCGGACAGGAUGGUGAAAUUCAUCAGGUCAAUAUCUGGAUGGACAGCCACUCUACUUUUUAUGUGGAUGCCUAUUGCACAGAUGUGGACAACUUAUCUCAAUCCAGAUAACAUCAAAGGCUUAUCAGCUUUCACUAUCUUGCUUGGCAUGAUUGGGAAUGGUCUGAUGAUUCCUCGUGCACUAUUUAUCCGUGACCUGAUGUGGUUCACUGGUGCAUCUUGGGCUUCGUUUCUGCACGGGUGGGGUAAUUUGGCCUGCAUGUACUAUUUCAAGAGUAUCAGUUGGAAGUUUUUCUUAGGAGCAACACUCAGCUUAUUCAUAUGGACAGGAAUAGCCCUCUGGAGAGAUACCAAAGCUUAUGGAUACAGUUCACCCAUGAUAUCUCUGCAAGAACUGGUUUCAGGAACUUGAUGUGCAAGGUUUUGGCACCUGAUGGUUCUCCAUAGAAAUCAAUCCCAAACUACAUGGCUCUCAUGCUCUGCCAGUUUACCAAGCUAUUCAGCACUGCUGUGUCCUGUGUCAAUCCCAAUGGAGCCACAGAGGGUCAGGCUAUAUGAAGAUAUGUUGUCUGAUUGUAUUCAGGUGUAUUGUAAACAUGUUUGCCAAUUAUACACUGUGCCUGUGUAAAUUGUAGUGUACAGCUUUAAAUCACAAUCAUGUUCUGUUGAGACAAAUUAGAAGAAUGGAUAUGAUUCAAUCAUAUAUAUUUUGAUCCAA
Musa acuminata AAA Group (dessert banana) is the source of this 2313-nucleotide messenger RNA. RefSeq names its product maltose excess protein 1-like, chloroplastic. Gene Ontology annotation, cellular component: chloroplast envelope. The record is from RefSeq and is a predicted model, not a curated record. Gene Ontology annotation, molecular function: maltose transmembrane transporter activity. The transcript is spliced from 14 exons. Bases 856 to 2007 code for a protein of 383 amino acids. Lineage: Eukaryota; Viridiplantae; Streptophyta; Magnoliopsida; Zingiberales; Musaceae.